GUGGGAGCAUAAUAAGCUUUCGGGCUCUUAGUAGCCAUAAUCCUUUCCAUCACCUUUUUCACUCUCCUGCGAGCCCUCUACAAGUACUACGACGAUGGCCAACAAGGCAAAACUUGAGGCACUCCUGACUCUAAUCAACACAUCCGCACGAGAUGCCAUCGCGUUGUAUGAACAGUACGGUGAUGUACCCGCCAUCGACCAGACAGAGCCCCACCCGUUGGACAAUGCAGUCGACCAGGUAGCUUUGAAGAGUGCCAUUCGUACUCUUGAAGGUGCUUGUGCUCAAAUAUGCGCGACACUUGCUCCACCUGCCCAUACUGCAGUUAACCUUGUCCAAGUGUAUGAUCAUGCUUGCAUGCGAGUAGUUGCUCGGGAACAUGUUUCUGAUAUUCUGUUGAAGUACCCCAAGGGUCUUCACGUCAACGAGCUCUCCAAACAAAUCAACAUCGAGCCAAAAAAACUGGCCAGGAUAAUGCGCCUCCUGGCCACGAGAGGUUGCUACAAUGAAGUUGACAUGAACGUUUUUGCCAACAACCGACUGUCUCUGAUCCUACUCGACGAGAACCCUGUCAAAUACAUGAUCUUGUUUCAUGUGGACAUAGUUGCCAAGGGAGCACCGGUUUUCUACGAGACGCUCAAAGAUCCAAAGAUUGCCUACUCGUAUGAACCAACGGUUGCCCCUGUAAUGUACGCCAUCAACAAAAAUGGAACCGAAGGAACGCUCUUCGACCGGAUGGCGCGGCAUGACGGCCAACGCCAGUCCUAUCACACGUCGAUGAGAGGUCUGAAUGACAUUAUGGGCUCCCUCGCCGUCCUGACUCAUUUCCCAUUCGAAAAGCUCUCAACAGUCGUUGACGUUGGAGGAGGCAUUGGAGCAUUUUCUCUGCCUUUGGCUAAAACACAUAAAAACGUUAAAAUUAUAAUCCACGAUCUUCCGGAAGCAUUAGUUCAGGCGAGAGACAUCUGGGCGAGAGAAUGCCCUGAAGCCCUGACAGAAAACAGGGUCGAGUUCAAGAACUUGGACUUCUUUGAACAAGUUCCCGCGAAGGGUAAGGACAUCUACUAUCUUAGAAAUAUCAUCCACGACUGGCCUGACCGUGAAACUGCACUCAUUCUUUCAAACCUUCGCAAGGCGCUCGGUCCAAACAGCCGCGUCCUCAUCCAUGACUAUGUGCUCCGCCAACUCAGCCGCAAACAAGCAGUGAUAGAAGCUUCAGAGCUCGGAGUUGUUUCGGCUCCUGAACCUCUUCUUGCAAACUUUGGCGUUGGAAAUAUGCGUUUAUACCAGCAAGACAUGACUAUGUUGUUCGUACACAACGCGAUGGAGCGAACACUACAAGGUUCCCUCACACUUGCCACUGCCGCCGGUCUGAAACUAGAGAAAGUGUGGGACCUUGUCGAAACAUGCGUCUUGGAGUAUUCUGCCGCAUAA
Suillus discolor is the source of this 1432-nucleotide messenger RNA. RefSeq names its product O-methyltransferase-domain-containing protein. Lineage: Eukaryota; Fungi; Basidiomycota; Agaricomycetes; Boletales; Suillaceae. The transcript is spliced from 11 exons. The record is from RefSeq and is a predicted model, not a curated record. Gene Ontology annotation, molecular function: O-methyltransferase activity. Bases 95 to 1432 code for a protein of 445 amino acids.